Zingiber officinale is the source of this 885-nucleotide messenger RNA. RefSeq lists its product as uncharacterized. NCBI's taxonomy places the organism in Eukaryota, Viridiplantae, Streptophyta, Magnoliopsida, Zingiberales, Zingiberaceae. The transcript has 3 exons. Bases 1 to 885 code for a protein of 294 amino acids. The record is from RefSeq and is a predicted model, not a curated record.
AUGCACUGGCAAUCUACUCUGCCUCUACCCCCGGCAUUGGAAGAGUUCCAUAUGGACCUCCCCUUUACCUCUCCCAGCCCUUACAGGGGAAGACCAGCUGCAUUCCGCUUUACCCCCACUCCUGCUGAGGAAGACAGCCCAGGCGAUCGUCAUGACCCCGUGCCAACUGAGCCCGUUCCCGAGCCACCUCCUGCUCCUCCUAGUUCUGACGCCGGCCCUUCUCAACCUUCCUCCUCCGCCCGCCAUCAUUACAGGACCACUAUCCCCUCUGAAGCUGCUCUAGCUCGUCAACACGACACCCCCACGAGCAUUCUGAUGAUGAGAGGCUGCCUCGGCAGUUUGUGGGCGGAGAGCAUGAGUCAAAUGGAUAGCGCGUCGCCAUUAGUUCAGAUGGAUAGGUUCUCGAAGUCCUGGGCUAAAACUCAUGCAGAAUCUUUGGUGCUAAACCAAUCCUUCCACGCCCUCCAUCAUGAAAGCAAAGAACUCCGAGAGAGAGUCUCUGAAUUAGAGCUGCAACUGAAUGACCCAACCCAAGCUAGUUAUGCAUUGCGAGCAGAAGUCCAAGCCUUAACCAACCAGACCAAUCGACAGAAAAGGUCCCUGGUGCAGGUCAAAGAUGAGCUCCAAGAUUUGAAGGAGGAGAGAGCUGCAUCUAAGGCAGGGUAUCAGCAACAAUUAGCCCACCAGGCUCAGGAAAUACAGUCCAAGGAUACCCUUCUGCAAGAGAGGAACAAGAAAUUGGAGGUUCAGGCAGCUCAACUGGAAACUCAAGCAGCUGAACUGAGGGCUCUGAAAGCAGAACUAUCCCAGUCUCGAGCGGCUCUGACGGGAGUAUCCACGGCCUUGGCGGUCUAUCGGGAAGGAGAGAGUGAUCGUUGCCUUUAA